AUGACUGAAGACGUGGAAAAGAAUCCUGGCGUUCCCUAUGAUAAAUCCGCUGGUAGUGGUGUACCAGUGGAGGAGGGAUAUAUCGAGCAACAAAAUGGUGGUUUCGUGAGAAACUUUGUUGAUAGUUUCAAACCUAUUGACUUGUCUGAUUUGGAUACUGAGGGCAUGACUCCAGUUGAAAUCGCUGCUGCUGCCACUGCUAGAUCUCCUUUAAAACGGUCUUUAAAAGGUCGUCAUUUGCAAAUGAUUGCUAUUGGUGGUGCUAUUGGUACUGGUUUGUUUAUUGGUAGUGGUGGUUCUUUGGCCACUGGUGGUGCUGCUGGUGUGUUGAUUGGUUUCUCUUUGACCGGUGCUAUGUUAUACUGCACUGUUCAUGCUCUUGGUGAAUUGGCUGUUCGUUUCCCUGUUUCUGGUGCUUUCUCUACUUACUCUACUCGUUUCCUUGAUCCUUCCUGGGGUUUUGCCAUGGGCUGGAAUUAUGCUCUUCAAUGGCUUGUUGUGUUUCCGUUAGAGCUUGUUGCUGCUUCGAUUACUAUUGAAUAUUGGAAUCAUACCAUUAAUCCUGAUGCGUUUGUGGUAAUAUUUUACGUGCUAGUGGUGUUUAUAAACUUGUUUGGUUCUAGAGGUUAUGGUGAAGCUGAAUUUGUCUUUUCGUUAAUUAAAGUAUUGGCGGUAGUAGGUUUCAUUAUUCUCGGUAUCAUUCUUGUGUGCGGUGGUGGUCCUCAUGGUGGAUACAUCGGUGGUAAAUACUGGCACGAUCCUGGUGCUUUUGCUUCUGGUGUCAAGGGUGUUAUUAGUGUAUUUGUCAAUGCUGCCUUUUCUUUCAGUGGCACCGAGCUUGUUGGUUUGGCCGCUGCCGAGACUGAUAACCCCAGAAAGACCCUCCCCAGUGCCGUUAAGCAAGUAUUCUGGCGUAUCACUCUUUUCUACAUUGUCGCACUUGCUCUUGUUGGUCUUUUGGUUCCUUAUAACGACCCCAAGCUUUUGCAGGCCACUUCUUCUGUCGAUAUCACUGCUUCUCCUUUCGUCAUUGCCAUUUCCAACGCAGGUAUCCGUGGUCUUCCCAGUGUCAUUAACGUUGUCAUUCUCAUCUCUGUGUUGUCUGUUGGUAACUCUGCUGUGUAUGGAUGUAGCAGAACCUUGUGUGCCAUGGCCGUUCAAGGAUUCGCCCCCAAGUUCCUCGGAUACAUUGACCGCAAGGGUCGUCCUCUUUUCGCCGUUAUUGGUACUUUGAUUUUCGGUCUUCUCUGUUUCAUUGCUGGUUCUGGCAAGCAGAACGAGGUUUUCAACUGGUUGUUGGCUUUCUCUGGAUUGUCUGCUCUUUUCACUUGGGGAUCCAUCUGUGUGUGCCACAUCCGCGUCCGCAGAGCCAUGGCUGUGCAAGGAGUCAGCACUGACGAGCUCGCUUUCACUGCCGCUCUCGGUGUGUGGGGCAGUUGGUUCGGUUUCCUGCUCAACUUCGUCAUCAUCUGUCUUGAAUUCUGGUUGAGUUUGUACCCCGUCGGCGCAGCCACCCCCAACGCCCAAGACUUCUUCCAGUCAUAUUUAUCCGUGCCUCUUGUCCUUGCCAUGUACAUCGGUCACAAGAUCUACUCGCGCUCGGGCUUCAUCCGCGCCAAGGACAUCGACCUCUUCACCGGUAUCAGAGAGCUCGACAGAGACCUCCUGAGACAAGAAAUCGAGGAGGAGCGCGCCUACAUUAAGAGCAAGGGCUGGUACUACAGAAUCUACAAGUUCUGGUGCUAA
Molecule: messenger RNA, 1746 nt
Organism: Sugiyamaella lignohabitans
Lineage: Eukaryota; Fungi; Ascomycota; Dipodascomycetes; Dipodascales; Trichomonascaceae
Gene: GAP1
Product: amino acid permease GAP1
Exons: 1
Coding region: 1-1746 (581 amino acids)
Biological process (GO): amino acid transmembrane transport
Cellular component (GO): membrane
Molecular function (GO): amino acid transmembrane transporter activity
Source: RefSeq, a predicted model, not a curated record